CCCAGGAUCACUUGUUGAAUGUACUUCUCUUGAUUCGUCUUGAAUUCGUCUUCCGGCACGUCUCACAUUGAGACGCGGUGACGCGAAUUUUUAACUUUUUUUUCUGUUAUUACUCUUUUUUUACCGCAACUUUUGUGUUUUUUAUCAAGUUUUUUUUAUUUAAUCGAAGAAAAUGUGUUUUGUGCUGUUAAUAUUGUGAUUUAGAAUUGUGUGUUUCUUUCAAUGGAUUAACGUUUGUGUGUACCGAUAUUCUUAUCCUGCGAUCAUUUGGAUAUACUUCGUUUUGUUUACUUUCCUUAUCGACAAGGAAAAUCAUGGAGUUCCUAACAAGCAGCUUUAUUUACUGGGAUGGAGAUACCGAAGUACUUUAACACUGGAACUUCAGAGUCUCGGAAUUUCACUAACGUCAACAGUGACAGAAAUAGUGAAAAAGGGGUGCGUAUUCUCUCGGUGGAUAGGGUCACAGUGGAAAAGAUUGUAUUAGAAACUUGUAAAAGUCGCAAAAUACUCCUGACAAAAAGCGAAAGUUCACGUAUCGUUUCCGAGCAAAAUAAUAAUUUUUCACAAUGCAAUAAUCCUGACCCUAAGAAUUUUCUUCGAUUAAAAGCAAAUUCCAAGACAAAUUCGCGAGUCUUUGAAAAGAAUGUCAAGGCAUACAAAAAUUCGUCGAAAGUUCCAAUUUUAUCGAUUCGCAACAACAGUAUUCCGUUAACGAGUAAAAUAAGAAUUCGUCCAGUUCGAUUGACAAAGACUUCCAUUAAUGAUAGUAAUUUAACAUUUAAAGAAAACCCACGAUCUCUGACUUGUAAUAAAUAUAAAGUUCCACUAAAGUUACCACUAAAAUUCGUUAACGAAAAAGAGAAUUUUAUAUCAAAUAAUAAAUGUGAUUUAGAAAAUUUAUUGAAAGAAGAAACAACGUCGAAUAAAGUAUUAUCAGUUCAGUGUGAUCGAAAAGUCGAUUUAAAGCAUAAUAAAGAUAGAAAGUCUCCCGAGGAUAUUGAAGAUAAGAACAAAAAUAUAGAAGCCUAUUAUCGUCUCGCGAAGUGCCAAUACGAAAUUGAACAACUUCAAAAAGUUUUAGGGACUAAAAUCAAUGUUGACACGGUUCAGAUUUACAAGGAACGACUUCCUACAUUUGACGUCGAGUCGGUGAAAAUUUUACCCAUCAUUGACGACUAUUCCAGGAAAAAAGGAACUGAAAAACAAUUUGAUAAAACUUUUCUAAAUAAACUAAAACUUUCUACAAAACUUCAAAUUGAGGAAAACAGUUUAUUGAAAACUAAUCUUGAUCAGGCCAUAGAACCAGAAACGGAUAGAGUCUUCGAUACUGCUGAAAAGCAAAAAUACGACGAACAAGUAGGACAACUUGAAAAGAAGUGUCACAAAGAUUUAUUGAAAGAUAAUUUAGAGCUAAAUUCGCCCGAUUCUUUAGUCGAACAGUUGAGCAGUAUAUCCUCCAGUGAAUAUAUAACUAAAAAUAAUACAGAAGAUGAAAUUUUAACAUUAAAGUUACUGAAAGAAUUACCGAAAUUAGAAGAAGAUGAAUUUACCACAUCAGAUAUUAAAUUAGAGGAUUUGAAAAGUAAUUUGAAUAAAGGUGAAGAUUACGGUAAUUUAAUACUCUUCGAUAUGGAGCCGUGUUCUUCGAAAUCGCCCAAGGAUGAGAAGAAAAAGAAAGGGAUACGACGUCUACUGCCGGGGAUUUUUUCCCCAAAGGAAUCGCGAAAAACUCCCAAGAAGGACGUGCGAGAAAGGAAGCGACGAGACGACAAACAUUUGCCUCAAUAUCAACAGAAUGGUAACUAUUCCAAAUCAAUAGACUCCAUGAAAUUGAAUGAAGACAUAAGAAGGAACGUGACGUCAGAUCCUAACAUGAUCGACGACAGAAUACACGAUAUGAAACAAAAUAUAUUUCCUCUUCAAGGAAUAAUUACAAGCACACCGGAUCACUUUCUGCAAAGCGAGUCAAAUUACUCUCAAACACGACACGCUCCAAGACAUUACGAUGCUGAUAAUACUUCAUAUAACUUUGUUUCACCCGAAACUGAAUGGAUUGAGCAAAACAUAAUAAGUGGUUCACCCGAUAUGAGGCAAUUGAAAAAUUCAAGACAAAUUGAGUCCGACCGACAUUGUAGUUUAGAAAGAAAGCACAGUUUUCAAGAACCAGUUCAGUCUUGCUUCAUUAGAAAUCACGGACAAUCGGGGCGAAUAUCAGCACCACCCUCCGGAAGGUAUGUCCUUCGAUCGAGAAUAGUUCACCCAAUGGACCGACCACUGCCAGCCAUUCCACAGAGAGUACAAUUCGUCAAUGAGAACCAACAAGAAAUUCGUAAUUAUCCUCGAGUCAAUCAAGAGCACGUCCUGCAAGACGCCAAUUAUCGUGAGAAUAGAUCUGAAUUUUAUGACACUGACAGUAUUAAACGUAUGGAAAUCCAUAGAAAUCAAUUCAUCGAUACGAAUAUUAAUCAAAAUCAAAGUACCGUUCAGGUGCAUCAAUCCCGACAAAUAUAUUCCGAUGAAAAAUUGAGUCUUCGUGCACCGAAAUAUUCCCCGAGUUUUAGUCAAAAAUCCGGCGAUUAUGCCGACUCAUCCUACACUCCGAAUUCGAGCCAAAAGAGCGGAUUUUCUCCAACCAGUUCAAAAAGCGGUGAAUAUUAUCUAAAUUCACCCCACGCGAGUAGUCCCACAUCCCCCUCGAACAGUUCAGGCGAUAAAGGCGAACCUGACCUACAAACGUCUCCGCAUUCCGAAUCCUUUUCCAGAUCUCAUAACGAAGAAGUCCUGUACGAUGAUAAUCGAAAAGCAAGAAGAGAACCGAAACCAAUUUCGCCCAGGGGCAAUCAGGAAAUUCCCCCACCAUCAAAAAGUAGUCCCAAUAUUCCAGUUUUUAGUAGUUUUAUCAAAGCACACGCUAAUAUUGAGACUAUUUCCAAAGACGAAAGUUUCAACGAUAAAGAAGUUAGGGAAUUAACAAACAAAAAGGUAGAGAAUUUCGAAGAUAUUAAAGGCAAGGAAAAAAGCGAGGAUCUUGGACCGAAGGAGAACUACGAAAAUAUCGAAGUUCAUGAGAAUUAUUUCGUGGAACUCAGGAAGAAGGAGAAGAAUUUCGAAGACUAUUCUAUGGAGAAGGAAAAUUUGGAGGUUCUGCCCCCUAAUAGAGCUUCACCUCCGGAACGAACUAAAAGAGUCACGUCUCCUUUGAUGAUUAUUCCACCAAUCAGUCCCAUUUUAACCCUCAACAAUGUUUCGCCAUCCAGUAAUUCGCAGGGUAUUCUCAAAGAGACGAACCAACAGAAAGCAAUGUCACCCCUACCAUAUCAGGAGCAAGUGAAAAUGAAAGUUCUCGAACCAAUUAAAGUUAUGAAUCAAAAUUUAGUAACUCCACGAAAGGCGCAACCGUGCGAUCAAAUACUCAUAGCUUCACCCAAACGUGACAUAAUUUAUGACUCUCCGAAAAGUCACUCGAUUAUAAAAUCAGAACUCGUGUGUCCCGAUUCACCCAUUCCAAUUGUUGAUUCCCCGAGUCAAGCGCUCAAUACGCAAUCACUAAAACAUAUUGUUGCCGAGAGAGCCUGCUUCAGAUCACCCAACGAUCAACAAACAAUUAUCGAAACACAUAAAACUCCCGAGAAAAAUAAAGAAGCAAGCGACGAUAACAGACAAGACAUACAAAAUAUUUCUCUAAAUAUCCCUCACAGUGAAUCAUCGAAACAUUCAAUUUAUCAGAGAUCACCCAUACAGCGGAAUGUACAAACAUUAAAUUCCUCUGAGUCAUCGAGUGCUAAAAAUAACGAAAGAUAUACAGUGGCCACGUCCGAGCCUCUGUAUUCGGAAUCGAGAAUUGCUCACAAUCAACCAAUUAAUAUCAAUUCUCCGAAGAUGCAAUCCACUAAAGAAGAUAUUAAUGGCGAGAAUAAAAAUCAAGCAAUUCCUAUUUACGAUUCUCAGCAACAAAAAACAUUGUCACCAUCAAAGAAGCAAACGAUGCACAAUUUAGAAACCUACUUCUGGCAGCAAAAAGCACUCGACGCACAGAGAAAGAAUGUCAAUUCCUCCCCGACAGUAAUAAAGCAUCAACCGCAAAUUCAUCAGGAUGCUCCUGAAAUACGCGACGCCAUGUAUUGGCAAAAAUUAAAAAAGUUGGACGAGGAACAACAGCGCAGGUUCUACGAGCAAAAUCAAAAAGACGAGAGGAAUGACCCGAUUUAUUGGAAGAAGAAGUUACAAACUUCGCCGACGAGGAAAGUUCACGGCUCAGCACCCAGCUUGUUUCAUCAAACUUGUUCGGUACCAGUUCAAGAGGGUAUUUACUGGGAAAAUAAGGGUCAGCGUGCAAGUGACAAUGUCGUCGUUGGAAAGCCACCAAUAAUGGGUCAAAAGGUACAAAAUCAACCCGUUUUAGUGGUUCGACCCCAACCAGUCGCACAGGAGCGUUCGCCGAAAAAUGUCACAAAAAUCGUCACCAUCCCAACAGUCGAACAAGAACAACAAGUGAAUCGAUGUCAAAGUGCAUCACCCCGUUUUCUUAUCAACGAGGACUUUAGAAAUGUCCCCCUAACGAAAAGUCCAUCUACCCUCGAGACAAGCGAUAAAGGAUUUUCUCGAGUCGCCAAGGAAAAGGGAAAUCCGUCUCUCGUUCGUAAGCCACAAACACCGCCAAUCUACGAGGAGGAAAUCGAUAUUGACAAAAGACCACCGCCGCCUAUUUUUAAAAGAGGAAGUUUAAUCAGCAAUUCAAAUAGUUCAAUUGAAUAUGGAACAAUGGGUCCCAAACGUGUUAGCUUCUCGAAUCAGGCCAAUUGUCCUACUAUUGGGAAUUAUGGAAAAUGGCCGACGAAGCAUGGAAUGGCACCGGAACCACCGACGAGAAGAAACAAAGAUAAUGAAACACGAGUGCCACAACAACAACAACAACAACAACAGCAGCAGCAGUUACAACAAGAUGCGGUGAAAAUUUACGGCAAUGUGGGACAACCUCCUUCUUUGGAUAUUUAUGCCGGUCAUCCGAGUAAUAUUCCAGUGUAUCAAAAGAGUCCGAAAGUGGGUAAUUUUAGGAACGCGGAGUGUGAAUACGAUGCUAAUAAGCCCUUGCCGCCGCCACCGAGAGACGCUUCGUGGUCGUUGAGACGCACCGCGAGUUUGAGGGAGACUUCCCGCUCGCCGAAUACGAAAAUCGAAUCUGCACAAUUAAAAAACGAUGUCACCAGGAAGUGGAGUGGGCUGAGCGAGAGCGAAAGUGGAAGCGAGGCGGGGGAGGUGCAGCGGAUACUUCAUCGACCUGAAGAAGAAUGGAAUCCAGAUGGUAAAGGACGCCAAGGAAAUGACAUUGGCGGAACCGGAAGAACGGAGGGUGAAGGUGCGAACGACCUCGGUAGAUGUGGAGGUGGCGGAGGUUUUGGGGGUGGGACCAGGGGCUCCAGUAUUUCCGGAAGUGGCGGUGGGGGUCGUUCGAGGGACGAGCCUCGAAGGCAUACCCUCAGCGGCGAUCAUCAACCAUCCUUACAUCACCAGUUCAACACUUCUCAACAAAUUCAUCCACUCCAUCCGCACCAUCUACCAACGGCUCAUAACCAAUACGGAACGCUAACUGGUCGACACACAAUGGAUCUUGAGAUGGGGACCAAAUCUCGACAGAGAAAGGCACCCUUGCCGCGAGGUUAUCCGCCACCAUCGACGGCGAUGUUGUUUGAUGAUGAUCCAGGUAUCAUGUCCGAGGUGGAGACAUCCAGUACCGGUUUCCGAAGGGGUGGAAAACAACGAAGCAGCUUGCCGGUUGUGCGAACUCCGAGUAAAACUUUGGAACGACCACUAGGACUGGUGUUCCUACAAUACAGAAGCGAAACAAAACGAGCUUUACUUCCCAACGAGAUUACAAGCAUAGAUACGGUGAAAGCUCUAUUUGUCAGGAGUUUCCCAAAACAACUCACCAUGGAAUAUUUAGAUAGUCCUCACGUUAAAGUUUAUAUUCACGACAGCAGCAAGGACAUGUUUUACGAACUUGAAGAUUUAAGAUCUCACUUGAGAGACAUCAGAGAUCGAAGUGUGCUACGAUUAUUUGAAAGUUCAGAUGGAAUGCCAGGCCCUCUUGGUCCUGCGGGUGGUGCUGGUCUUCCGCCUCAUUGGGAAGAUCAAAGUUACUUCAGCGAACCAGAAUUUGACAGCGAAUUUCAACAUCAGCACAUUCACAAAUCAAAGAAUGUGAAAAAUUCGUCGUCUGGCAAUUAUUAUAUUGGAGGUAGCAGUACACUACCACGGGGAGGUUCCCUUCUUCGAGCAUACAGUCCAGCACCGUCAUCAGUAGUUGGACCAAAUUCAACACCAACGCAGGCGAAAACUUUAACCACUCCAGGUGGUGGGGUGGCACCAGCCAAGCCGCUUCGAAGCUACCAGGGUGGCAAGAGUCCCCUUGGCAGUCUAGGGGGCUCAUCUCGUUUCUCGAGAGACAGCUCGGUGUCCCUCUAUAGUAUACCAGAUCGAAUUCAUGGCGAAGGUGGUUACAUGAGUAGUCCGGAGAGAGGAAGUGCAACUGGACCAGGAAGAUAUCCUCCGGUACCGUACAGCGGUGCCAGCAGCUAUGAAGAUCCGUAUUAUUCGCAGUAUUCUGGAACGGUGACGCCUGUCAUUGAUGAGGAGGCUAGUGAUACGGAACUGUUGGAGGAAUCAUACUCUCUUUACGGUGUGAAACCGUCAGGUCGUCCACCAUCUGGACCCCUCGCUCGUUCCCCAUUUCCUCCAGGAGCGCCCACUCUACCCCCUGUUGGGCCCCGGGAUGAUGUCACUCGAUUGAGGGUGGAGAACAUGGAACGACAGCUUGCUAAUUUAACUGGGAUUGUGCAAAAGGCUUUAAUACAUCCUCAACAUACCAGUCCUUCCCCGAGGGAUUAUUUGCAAAUUCCCGCUGGACGCGAACCGUACACGAGAACACAAGAUGACUCUUACUUAAGGACUGACGCUAAGCCACCGAAAUUAGGGAAAGACAAGUCGGUGUCGUUCGAGAAGUCCGUGUCCUUCAGCGACGAGCCACCAGAUAUGAAUUCUCCAAAGCAGCAUUCACCUCAGCAUGCAGCGGAUACAAAGCCUACGAAACCGGCUAUCAAAUCCUCAACACUACCGAGAAUGUCUUCGCAAGAGAGGGAACGAGAGAGGCACAAACCGACACCACCACCGAAACCAGUUGCACUAACGACGGGACAAUAUGUGUAUGGAGAUUUAACCCUGGCACCGGAAAUGUACAAUCAACUCAGAGUUUUACAAAAGAAGGCAAAGGAUCUCAACCAAGAAAAAAGAAGUUUACGACGCAUGGCUCAAUCUCAAUCGCACACCGUUCGAGAAAGUAUUCGAGAUGCCUACAUUACGAUUAGAGCAAUGCUAAUGUCUCUGGGAGAAAGUGCAUGGGCUGCUGGAGACACAGAAAAGCUCAGGCUAAGUCGAGAAGAGGAUCUCUACAAACAGGAAAUGUUGUGGUUAGAAAAAGAUCUCACCGGCCUUGAAAGCACCGUGGAAGAACUUCGAGGCAACGUCAUCAAUAGAAAAACUCGAGUGAACAUGUCGGAUGUUGAAAACAUGGCUCUGAUUCUCAACAAAGCAAGCAAAACGGUUGCCGAUCUCAAGGUGCGAUUCCCGAGUCUCCAGGAAGGUAUGAAGGGUCUUUUGAGUUCUGAGAUGGAAAAAGUAAUACGAGAAGAAAAAUUCCUUAAGGAGGAGCCUGACCGAUUAGAAUCAGUAUUAAAACGUUGCAAAAAGUUGACUGGUACUCUCGUCACUCUCAAACGCUUAGCAUCGGUGCAAGAGCAGCGAUUACCAAAUGCAGGAAGCGUUGACGUAGAGGAGACGCCACCAAUAACACCAACAUCGACGCAGCACUCUAAGACAACUGCCCCAGUGCCAGCGGAACGCACUCUUGUGGGGUCAGCGAGCGUCCUUGGGGGAGGGCCCCACGUUGCCGACUCAUCCGCCCCCAAUCAGCAGCGUCCGGAGAACGCACUCGACGCUCUGCUAGAUGAGCUGCAGACCUUCUCGCGACCUGCCUCGCAACUAAGUCAGGCCUCAAACAGCAGUCACCCGCCGACCCUGGCCGACUUAGGAAGGUCGGCCAGCCACAUCAUCCAAACGAGUCGCGCUCCAAACAUGUCCGACAUCGGCCGCAAAGGCAGCAUCGACUCAACCACGAACCUCGCCAUCCUCACGCCCGGAUCGAACAACACUCUCCGCCGACUGCACUCCUAUCCCUCCAGCUCCGACACCGACACGUCGCCGCCGAUCGCCCGACUCCAGGUCUCCGACGGCGGCGCCCCGCCCCAGAAGCCGCCCGUGCCCGAGAGGAACGCCGAGUUGCUCCAGAUCGCCACCGCCAGGCGAGUGCCGCCGCCGCCGCCCCCGAGGACCAGCUCCCGGUCGCCCCUCGCCAGCCCCACGAGUCCCCAGCUGCCGCCCAGGAACCCCACCACGGGCGGCACUCUGCGCCGCGCGAGGAACAACGGCAAGCCGCCCAUGGCCCUGCCCUCCAACGCCAACGCCAACUCCGACGAGCAGCAGCCGCCGGCCAACAACAUCGUCUCCACCAGCAACUCCAGCUCCUGCGAGAGCGUCAACUCCCAGGAGGGCAUUCAGAACAAGAAGGGCAGGCACGAGCAGCUCGAGCAGCGGCACCAGGAACUCUUGCGGCGGCAGAAGGUCCUGCAGGAGCAGUACACGAGGCUGCAGCAAUUCCAGAACGCACCGCCGGCGCCUUCUGAUCUGCUCAAGAAGACCGGAUCCGAGAGCAAUUUACUCGCGAAAAUGGGCCUUGGAAUGAGCACCACCACCUCUGGCUCGCUCACCAGUCUGCUCGCCACCAAAGCCAACUCCGAGCCGAAUUCCAAUAAUAUUCAGAACAACACUGGCAAUCAAACCACCACGAAUAAAAUUUACGAAACUGAUAUUCUGUGACCGGAAAAAUUUCUGGUGACGAAGUUCCACUCUGGACUGAGUUUUCGACUCUGGGGAAUUUUCCAAAUUGUUUCUCAAUUCAUCAUUUUUCAAAACAUUUCUCGAUUCAAUUGUCAGAUAAUUAUUUUUUGAUUCAGUUUGCAGGUCGCACCGAAAUAGAAAUUUUCGAUUCAGUUUGCAGUUCGUACCGAAAAGGGAAUUUUUUCCCUUUUCGAAAAGUGUUUUUGGAACCAAGGAACCAGUUUGGAAGAAUUUUUGAAAUACGUCUUCGAGAAUUUUUACACUUGCAGCAAAUUUUGAAACGGAUUUCUAAUUAUUUUCCCAUGGGAGUUUCUUCGGAACAAGUCGAAAGAGAUUUUUGAAGCCGGGGACAAUUUUCAAACUCUCAACAAAAAAACAAUUCUAGAAAACCAAAAAACUAAAAAGAACUUCUAGAAAACUGCUACCAAAGAAGAGAAAUUUUUGAACCGAAGAAUAUUUUUUGCAAGAGAAAAUUGAAUGAAACGAGAAAAUAUUUCCAAACUGAAGAAGAACAAGAGAAAUUUUUGAACUGAAGAAUAUUUUUUUCCAAACAAAAUUGAAAGAAACGAAAAAUAUUUCCAAAUUUGAAGGAAAAUGAAAAACUGAACUGAAAUAAGAAACUAAAGAGAAAGUUUUGAACCGAAGAAUAUUUUUUUUCAAACAAAAUUGAAAGAAUUGAAAAAUAUUUCCAAAUUUGAAGGAAAAUGAGAAACUGAACUGAAAUGAGAGAAUUUAGAACUGAAGAUUAUUUUUUCCAAACAAAAUUAAAUGAAUCGAGAAAUAUUUCCAAACUGAAGAAGAGAAGUUUUUGAACCGAAGAAUAUUUUUUUCUAAACAAAAAUGAAAAAAUCGAAAAAUAUUUCCAAAUUUGAAGGAAAAUGAGAAAUUGAACUGAAAUAAGAAAUUUUCGAACCGAAGAAUAUUUUUUUUCAAAAAAAAUUGAAAAAAUCGACAAAUAUUUCCAAUUUAAAGAAAAAUAAGAAGCUGAGCUAAAAUGAGAAACCAAAGGGAAAUUUUUGAACCGAAAAAUAUUUUUUUUCAAACUAAAUUGAAAGAAUCGAAAAAUAUUUCCAAAUGGAAAGAAAAAAUGAGAAACUGAACUGAAAUGAGAAACUGCAGAGAAAUUCAUGAACCGAAGAUUAAUUUUUCCCAACCAAAUUUGAAUCAAGAAAUAUCUCCAACACCAAGAGAAGAAUAAAAAAACCCAAAAGAAAAUAAAUUCCGAACUGAAAAAAAAAUUUGUUAAAGAAAAAAGAAGAAAAAAAAACCUUGUGCCCAGUUUUCAGCGAACAAAAAUUACCAAAUCCAAAGAAUUAAAACAAAAAAUUUCCACAGCGAGAAGUGUGUCAAUAUUUCAUCACCAAUCGCGAUUCGAAUCAACGUUACAAUAAGAAUAUCCUUUUUGAUAAAACCAAUCAUUCUUGGUUGUUCCGUUCAAGGCCAAAGUAAAUAGUAAAAAAACUUUUUUAUCGUGACUUCUUUCAAAUUGUAAUUUUCAAACAUAUUUUCAAAUGUUUACAUUUAGAUAUAAAUAUAAAUAUAAAUAUAUUAUAUAUAUUGAGAUACCGAUCUUUUACUAGGGAAAAAAUGAUUUUUAAAAAGAAACUAUAGAUAAAAGAACAUUCAUCCGAAUUGGACUAUUAGCACACACACAGUAUUAAUAGUCAAAACAUUUUUUCGAGUGAUCUAUAGUCAAAAUUCACGACUGAUUCUUUAAACAAAAAAUUGUCGAAAUCGACUUAUCGAAAAGCAAAAAAAUUCAGUCGAACGAGUGAUUUACUAAUAGUCAAAAAAAGAAUUUUCGACUGAUCUAUUAAAAUUAGUAAAAAUGAAAAAAAUUAACGAGUGAUCUAUUUAUUAAUUGUGUUUCACGACGCAAGUUGCGAUAAAAUUUAUUGGAAAUCUUGUGUGGUUUGUACCUUCCGGGAAAACUACAAAUUCAGCUAAUUAUCAAGUAUUGCUAUAAUAUCGAUUAAACAAAAAAAAAAUAAUAAUAAUACAAGAAAAAAAAAUGCGUCUAGCGAGGAGCGAAGUUGAGCGACGAGCUAUUGGCAACAACGCG
Molecule: messenger RNA, 11011 nt
Organism: Leptopilina heterotoma
Lineage: Eukaryota; Metazoa; Arthropoda; Insecta; Hymenoptera; Figitidae
Exons: 22
Coding region: 349-8928 (2859 amino acids)
Cellular component (GO): cytoplasm
Source: RefSeq, a predicted model, not a curated record